CCCGCCAGGCUGUGGGCUGCGCCAGGCGCAGGUCGCGGGCCCCGGGGCGGAUGGACUGCCGCCGCCGUGGGGCCGGGGCGUCCCGGUACGAGGGCCAGGACGAGGAGGAGGAGUCGGAGGGCGGCGCUGCGGGCUCGCCGAGGCCCCGACUGCCCCCCAUCGCGGGCAGCGCCCCCGAGCUGACCAAGCAGAAGGUGAAGAAGAAAAAGAAGAAGAAAAAGACCAAGGGGUCGGGCAAGGGGGACGCAGAUAAACAUCAGAGUCGGAGCCUGAAAAGCCACCAGCUUUCUUCAUCCUCUCAUGACAUCUUCAAUCCCAGCAAAGACCACGGCCCACGGCCGGAGCGCAGACAGGACAAACAGGAAAGCAAGCACAUGCCUCCUCACUCCUCCACCGUCAGUCCUCCCCACUCUGCCGAAGUAGCAGAGAAUCUUUCGAACCAGGUCAAUGAAAGCCUGCGCUGGGAGGGAGUCCUCGCUGACCCGGAGGCAGAGAGAGAGAGGAUUCGCGUAUAUAAAGUGAACCGCAGAAAGCGGUACCGGAUUUUGGCCCUCAAGGGCUUCACCUCGGAUCCCCGUGCGGAGGAGACCCCUGAGAACUGACCCUACCUCCCAGACAAAGGCAGCAGCUCCAGCAACGGGCAGCCCGCACUGAAAGCCAACCGCCCUGAUCACGCAUUGAAGGCAACCUUACCCCAAGGCUCCUACACUCUGAUUUAGUUACUGCUCCGCCGGAGUAAAUAUCCCCCCACAAUGCUGACGGACUUAUACUCUCUCCUUCCCGCAAGUUUAUGUGUUAAAAAGGAAUAAAAGGAAAUCAGACCUGUA
This is a messenger RNA of Lemur catta (Ring-tailed lemur), 827 nucleotides long. It is a transcript of the gene LIAT1, whose product is annotated as chromosome 15 C17orf97 homolog. The record is from RefSeq and is a predicted model, not a curated record. The transcript has 2 exons. Lineage: Eukaryota; Metazoa; Chordata; Mammalia; Primates; Lemuridae. Gene Ontology annotation, biological process: protein arginylation. The coding region runs from base 51 to 602 and encodes 183 amino acids.